This is a messenger RNA of Microthlaspi erraticum, 324 nucleotides long. NCBI's taxonomy places the organism in Eukaryota, Viridiplantae, Streptophyta, Magnoliopsida, Brassicales, Brassicaceae. The record is from the annotation of a GenBank genome assembly.
AUGGUAGCAGCAGAGGCAAGUCAUUCAGAAGCUAUGUAUCUCUACGGUAUGAUUCUGAUUAAUCAAGGCCAAUUGACCGAGGGUGAAAAGUUCAUCAAACGGAUUUGGAAACAGAAAGGAUUUCAAGCAUUUAGAACCUGUUUGGUGAACUGCAAGCCGAUUCUCCUAGAGAUAUCUGUGAGAGACUACAUAAUUCUUGAUCAAUUGCUUACCGUCAUGGAAGUCGGAGAUGAUUGCAUUGCCGGUGAAUUCGAUGAUGUCUGCGAGAACUGCAUUGUCUACAAGGAGAUUUUUCGUUUCAUCGACUACAUGGAUCGUGUCUAA